UCAGACUGAACAGCAAGGAAGCAGAGACCCAAUAGGCAGCCUGCUUAACGGAGGAGAGCAAAGUUUGGUAGAACGAGGCAGAAGAGAGAGUAAGAAAGAAGUCAUAGAGAAGCCCUCAGUGAGAAAGUAAGGAUUUCAGAGGGUAGUACCAACAGCAGGACGAUGAAGGCUGAGCUAGGAUACUGCUCUCUGCUUCUUCUGCUCCUUACUAUAGAUGUUUGGGGACAGCAGCCCAGACCCCGACCUCGACCAAAACCUCCCACCACCAAGAAGCCUUCCACCACCAAGAAGCCUCCCAAGAAAGAACUAGAACCCAAGGAGCCCACUGACUUUCCUCCUGUUAUCUACGGUCCACCCUCUUCAUUCCCAGACUGCCCAAGGGAAUGCAUGUGCCACUCUUCCUACCCAAACGCCUUGUACUGUGAGAGCCGCAACCUCCGCAAGGUCCCGGUCAUCCCAUCUCGCACCCACUAUCUCUACCUACAGAACAACUACAUUGAUUCAGUGACUGCUGACUCCUUUAACAAUGCCACAGAGCUCAAGUGGAUACACCUAGGGAAUAAUCGCAUUCGGUCCAUAGAGAAACAAGUGUUUGAGAAGCUUCCAAAUCUGCUGCAUCUAUAUGCACAGAGGAACCUUUUAAAGGAAAUCCCAAACAAUCUUCCUGCUGGCUUGGAGCAACUACGACUCAGUCGUAAUCAGAUCUCAAAGAUCGCUCCUGGUGCUUUCAACAAGAUGGAACACCUUGCUCUACUGGACUUGCACCAUAACAAGAUCAGCGACAGCAACCUGGCCAAGAAUCUCUUUAAAGAUCUUAAGAAUCUGAUACAGCUUAAUCUGGCUCACAACAUCCUGAGGAAGAUGCCUCCAAAUAUACCCAACAACAUUGCCCAGUUGUUCUUAGACAGGAACAACAUUGAGGAAAUUCCCCAGGACUAUUUCAAGGACUUCAGGAACCUCGCUUUUGUUAGACUUAACUACAACCACUUGACUGACAAGGGCCUCCCAAAGAUGAUAUUCAAUAUUAGCACACUGCUGGAUUUGCACUUGGCACACAACAAUCUGACUACGGUUCCAUUGUUUAACUUGCACCUAGAGCAUCUACACCUUAACAACAACAAUAUCGAGAGUAUCAAUGGAACAGAGAUCUGUCCCUUGACACCGAGCGUGGAUGUAUAUGAUCCAGACAGCGUGCCCAAGCUGAGGUACCUGCGACUGGAUGGUAACCACUUGACCCCGCCCAUCCCACUAGAUGUCAUCAUGUGCUUUAGACAUCUCCACUCAAUAGUGAUCUAGAGGUCAACUAAAAUCUUCUCAAUGCACAGUGCUCCUGUCCACUUGACAGUACUGACUGAAUUAACAGUACUAUGGAAAAAACAAAGAAAUUGCAAUAUACGGUUGCUUGGUAGCUUCAGGAAUGUUUGUCUGUGCUUCGAAAAGCAUAUUUAUUAAACUUCAAGUAGGAUCAACUGCUUUGAGCAUGUCUGCAUUAAAGAUACAUAUUUGAUGUUAUGUUCUUGUGAUGCAACAGUAUUAACUACAAUUAAAUAUCCAUGAAUUGAAGGUGCAUUUACUGACGUGUAGUUUUCAGUCUCCGUUGUAGUUAUGGAUAAUGUAUUGAAACAGCUAAACUGCAGUCAAAAAGCUGCUUAUACACUCACUGGCCACUUAGGGACACCUGUACACCUGCUUACUCAUACAACUAUUCCAAUUAGUCAAUAAUGUGGGAGCAGCAUGAUGCACAACAUCGUGCAGAUACAAAUCAGGCUUCUGUUUAUUCAUUAAACAGAAUCGGAGUCAGAAUAGGAGAAAUGUGACCGCAGAGACUUGAUAGUGGCAAGUUAAGUUGGUUUGAGAAUUCAGAAAAUGCUAAGCUUCUGGGAAUUUCAUAUCUCUAGCAAUCGCACAGAAAACAAAAAGCACCAAAACAAACCUCCAGUGGUUAAGAGUUUUGUGGGUGGAAAUGCAUCGAUCGAAGGUUGAAGGAGAUCAAAGAUAUCAGAGAAGUAUGGUUAGAGUUAGACUCUUUUUAUAACUGCGCUGAACAGAAACGCAUCUCCAACUACGCAUGUAGAACUUUGCGGUGGCUAUAUUAGCAGAGGACCACAUCAGACUAUUCCUGUCAGACAAGAACAGUUUUUUCCUGUCCCUCAACUAACAGGAGUGGAGCCUGAUUUCUGUGCCGUAGCCCAACCGCCUUUAAUUUGUUCUGAGAUGCUUUUCCGCUCAACAUGGCUGUAAACGGCGGUUAUGACAGUAACUGUCUGCUCAAACCAGUCUGAGUCAUUGUCCACAUGAUUAGCUGACUAGACGAUUACAUAAAUGAGCAGGGGUCCAGGUUUUCCCAUUACAGUUGCCAAUGAGUGUAUGAGGACUAAAAAAAUGGAAAAUAGUCACUUUAAAAGAACUGGGAACAACGUGACUACCAUGUAGUUUAAACUGUGUGCAAUGUGCCUGUGUUUCUUAAGGUAUCAUAAUAAUAAUAAUAAUAAUAAUAAUAAUAAUAAUUAUAAUAAUAAUAAUAAUGAUAAAUCAUUUCUUGUUGUCACUUGCCUUUUUGCAUCUUCUGAGCAUAAAUAAAACUUGUUCUUAACUAUGGGUUUCCUCCUCAACAA
Molecule: messenger RNA, 2615 nt
Organism: Hemibagrus wyckioides
Lineage: Eukaryota; Metazoa; Chordata; Actinopteri; Siluriformes; Bagridae
Gene: prelp
Product: proline/arginine-rich end leucine-rich repeat protein
Exons: 3
Coding region: 163-1296 (377 amino acids)
Molecular function (GO): protein binding
Source: RefSeq, a predicted model, not a curated record